Molecule: messenger RNA, 2648 nt
Organism: Formica exsecta
Lineage: Eukaryota; Metazoa; Arthropoda; Insecta; Hymenoptera; Formicidae
Exons: 6
Coding region: 488-2470 (660 amino acids)
Biological process (GO): maturation of 5.8S rRNA; maturation of LSU-rRNA
Cellular component (GO): preribosome, large subunit precursor; Las1 complex
Molecular function (GO): endonuclease activity
Source: RefSeq, a predicted model, not a curated record
GUGCACAUGGUUUUAAAAUCGUAGUAGCCUAAUAAUUAACUACCAAACGUUGUAAUUAGACUACCAAUCAUCACCAAACGAUUGUCUUUCAAUUAAGAAAAAUUUGAACAUGAACAUUGAACAUGAACAUUGAAAAUUUGUAAUAUCGGGAAUGGGAGAUAUACACUUAGGGCAUCAGACUCACGAGAGGGCACUGAAAACUGUAUACGCAAAAAUACAUUACGCUCUUAUGAGACCUUCCACUCUAUCUAAUUCUCUUUGGUUCUAAGAAGUUCGUUGUUCGUUGUCGCCCGCGGACGGGAACGGACGUGUUCAGACACGUUAUGCGUGUACCCUUUGGAUUUUAUUUUUGAGUUUUAUCUUCCCCUUCUAAAGAGGAAUUCUUUCUAAUUAUUCACUUAACCGUUCUCACCUGGCCGAGUGGUGGGUAAUUACCUAACCAGUGCCAAUCAAACGAAGAAGAAGAAGAAGUAUAUAUGUUCUAAGGAUGGCAUUGUCCGCGAAGCGCGAUGAUAUAAAGCAAGUGCCGUGGUUUUCUCUAACGGAAUGGCAUGAUGUGUAUAAACAAAUUUACUCCAAUGAUGUGACUGAGCAAAUGAAAGCAUAUGAAGCACUUUUAGCAUGGAAAGCCAGGAUGCCGAAAUUACCGGUAGGUGUGGACUGCACCUUAUCGAUUUUGCAAGUGUGCCUUCGUGAUCGUGAAUGGACAUCCAAGAUUGACAGUGGCGAGCUGCCAAUGUACUGCGAGAAUGAUUUGAGUUUAAUGUACUCGACUACCAUCAUGAGAUUCUUGAAUCAUUUUUGCAAUAUAGGGCACACGAAACAGACAUCCCUAUUUCAGAUUGCCAAGCAACUCAGAAUUCCAGAGUGGAUAGUUAAUUUAAGGCAUCAAGCUGCUCACGGAUAUGAAUUACCUUCUAUUGGAGUAUUAAGGAUAGCGAUUAAUAUAUUACUCCAUUGGUUACAUGAUGAAUAUUGGGCAGCAGAAGCAUGUGCGAUAGAAAGAUGUUAUAUGGAAGAAGCUAAUAUGUUAGAAAAAAAAGAAGAUCUCGAAGAGAUACAGGCCUUUACAGAGUUAAUUGAACUUUGGACAGCUGUUAGUUUAUAUAUUGAUGCUGGUUAUAAAUUAGUGUCAAAUUUACCAGAGGUACAAUUACGGGAAAUAUUGCAAGAUUUACGGACGUAUAUGUUGUCCCAGUAUUGUGGUAAAACUUUACAAAAUGAUGAGAACGAAUAUAUAUCCAUUCAUGGAAAAACUAUAAAGAUUGAUAAGGAAUACAAUUUAAAAGCUGCGCAAGCUCUACUUUUAUCUGAAAUAUCUAUGCAUUUGACUGAAAAUAAAUCUUUAAUCACGAUACGUAAAAAGAGUGACAUAAUUUGCAAUGUGUUGCUAAAGAAUGAAGCUUUUCUACCAAAUUCAGAUGUUAUGCAAGUUUUUCAACAAAAAGGAAGAAAGAAUAUUGAUUUGAAAAGAAAGAUUUUGCCACCCGGUAUGCUUCGAUUUUGGAAAGAUAUCAUUUUCUUGCUGCAUAACAAAAAGAUAUUAGACAUACUGAUGUUUAAGCUGCUCAGUAUCAUAAAUCAAGAACAAGAAAGUAAGGAAAAAAGAAUUCUCGCUACCUUAUGGAUAAGCUCUAUCGCCUACAGUUUUAUUCAACUAGAUCUGGCCCAAAAUAUUUCUCGUACUAUGGAAUAUAAACCAACAAAGGAGGGCACAAAAGUAGCUGCAAAGUCAGCUCUAAAUCAGCAUCUCAAAGAGCUUGUACAUCAUAGUCAUCCAUAUUUGCGGAAUGUUUUGUGGUUGAAUAUAUCGAGCACCAUACCGCAUUUUCUUAUUGAUAUAAAUUUUUUAUCAAAACUUUUAUUACACGUAAAUGAAUUCUCUGCGAGAUUGACAGAACCAAUUUUAAAAUUUGUCUCACCGAGACUAAAUGUGCAGGCAAAAAAACAUUUGUUAAAUUUACUUAAAAUUUAUACAUUCCAAAAGUAUAAUGAUGAAGACAGCAAGAAUGAUAUCUAUGGACGGAAAAUAUUUACCGUUGAAGAUUUUGAUGUAAGUUUAACAAGAAAUAAAGCAAAAAUAUACAAGAAAGAGGGUGCAACUAAAAAGAAAACUGCUUACUUAUUAACCGAUCAAAUAAUGCGCAAUUUACAUUGGAAGCCAGCAUCUGACACUCUUCUAUCUUAUCAAUGGUUCGAGUGCCCCAUUGGAUUACUACCAUGGCAGAUGGAUUCGUUAAAAAGUUUAGAACCACUUGAAGUAAAUCCAUUAAAACACUCAGUUUCAAUCCUGGACUCGCAAAUAAUUGCCGGCAUUAUAAAUCGUAAAAGUUUGAAAAUGAAAAGCCGUAUCAAGUGGGAAAAUAUAUUGCGAAAAAAAAGGAGGAUAGAGAAAAAACGUGACAAGAGUAUCGCAGACGUUAUAAUGACUAGAGCAUUAGAAAUCAUCAAAAAAAGAGACACAAUGUGAACGCGUAAACAUUUUAUAGUAGAAUAUUAUCGUUUAUCACAAAUUGUUUGCAUUUCAACCAAUGUAUAAGUUAAUGUACAUACUUAUAAUAAAAUUGAUUAAAAAAUAAAUCCAUCCCUUUGUAGAACAUGCUUAUAUUAUAAAUAUAUAAAUGUAAAGUUUUAUAAAUAUCAAGUUU